Megachile rotundata (alfalfa leafcutting bee) is the source of this 2730-nucleotide messenger RNA. RefSeq names its product acetyl-coenzyme A transporter 1. Gene Ontology annotation, cellular component: membrane. Gene Ontology annotation, biological process: acetyl-CoA transmembrane transport. Gene Ontology annotation, molecular function: acetyl-CoA transmembrane transporter activity. Lineage: Eukaryota; Metazoa; Arthropoda; Insecta; Hymenoptera; Megachilidae. The record is from RefSeq and is a predicted model, not a curated record.
ACUGAUAGAACUGACGUGUCCUUAAUGAAAAAACGUGGCAAUUUCAAGCUAUAUUGCUAGUUUAUUUAUAUGAUUUUUAACUGAGUCAGCGAAAUCGAAACAACUAUUUGCGUUGUCUGACAUUGCUACUCGUAAUAUGCAUAUAAAAAAUUAAUUUUUUUAUCGAAAAUAUAUCCGUCAGAUUGUCACAGGUAUAAUAUACUAUUUUAUACACGGUACUAAGGUUAUAUUGAUAAUGACCACGUCAAUGUUGUUACUCCUGACAUACCAUAAAUAAUUCAUUUUAUUAACGAGCAAGUGAUUGUUCUAUUAAAAAAUGAUCACGUAUUAUUUGAACCUGAAAGCUACGUUGAAAUAUUGUGGAAUAUUAUAUUGAUAAUUACGGUGUAACUCAGAAGAUGUGUAAUACUUUGGUUCAAAGUAAGCGUUACAAAUUUUGAAGUAGCACUUGUGUAAGAAAAACAUCUGUUUCGUCAAAAGUCACUUUACAAGGUGCAUGAUAGUGUGGCUGAUUACUUUUAUUGUUCCAAAUGGGUUUGAAAAGGAAAAUGAAAAAAGACGGGAAUGUGGAAGAUGGAAUGUACCCGACGAAUCAUAUUCAGGAGCACUCGGAUUUACGAGGUGACGAAAAAAAUUUGGCCAUUCUUUUAUUUUUAUAUUUAUUGCAAGGAAUACCGUUGGGUCUAUGUAGUUCUAUUCCUAUGUUACUACAAAACAGAGACGUUUCGUAUCGUCAGCAGGCCGAAUUCAGUUUUGUUCAAUGGCCUUUUUCAUUGAAACUGUUUUGGGCACCUAUAGUAGAUUCUGUAUUUUCCCAAAAAUUUGGAAGGAGGAAAACAUGGUUAAUUCCUACUCAGUAUUUAAUGGGCUUUUUCAUGUUACUUUUAUCUGGUCACAUAGAUCAUUGGCUAGGUAAUAAUACCAUAAAGCCCAAUAUAGGAAUGUUAACGAUAAUAUUCUUUUCUCUAAAUGUUCUUGCUGCUACUCAAGACAUAGUAGUAGAUGGUUGGGCACUUACAAUGCUAAAAAGAUGUAAUGUGGGAUACGCAUCCACCUGUAACAGUGUGGGACAAACUGCUGGUUAUUUCAUUGGCUAUGUCCUUUUUAUGGCAUUAGAGUCAGCAGAAUUUUGUAAUAGUUAUUUGAGGUACACUCCUUCUAGCGAGGGUAUAGUGACUCUACCUGGAUUUUUGUACUUCUGGGGUUGGGUAUUUGUAAUGACAACCACUUUACUUGCAUUGUUCAAACAUGAAGAAGUAGAGAAAGGUCAUGAAGAAGAAUUGAAUACAUCUAUUAAACACGCAUAUAAAUUACUUUGGAAUAUUUUUAAAUUACCAGCUAUAAAAACCAUUAUUGUAUUUUUGUUAACUGCUAAGAUAGGGUUUUCUGCUUGUGAUGCUGUAACUGGUUUGAAACUAGUAGAAGCUGGUAUACCAAAAGAAAAGUUUGCUCUUAUGGCUGUCCCCAUGAUACCACUACAGAUACUAUUACCAUUAGCAAUUUCGAAAUAUACAGUUGGAUCCAGACCAAUGGAUGUAUAUAUAAUGGCAAUGCCAUACAGAUUAGCUUUUGGGCUAGUAGCAGCAUUUUUGGUAUGGGUGACACCAUAUGUUGUGAAUGAUGGACAAGUUCCAGCUUACUAUUUUAUAUUAUUAAUAGUGCUGUAUUUAAUACAUCAGGUUUUCACGAGUAGUAUGUUCGUGGCAUCUAUGGCGUUUUUCGCGAAAAUUAGCGAUCCUGCUGUAGGUGGAACGUACAUGACAUUAUUAAACACCUUAUGUAAUCUCGGAGGGAACUGGCCAGGAACGGCAGCUCUUUGGUUUGUCGAUUCGUUAACAUUCCGACAAUGCAGUACCGAUUCCUCCAACGAUUGUAGCACAAUUUCAGAAAGAGAGCUUUGCGCGAACACGCACAAUGGUAUUUGCAAUAUGCAACUCGAUGGUUAUUACAUCGAGAGUGUCCUAUGUUUGAUCGUAGGAUUCUUCUGGCUUAGGUGGGGUCGACGAAAAAUCGACUCUUUACAGGCGAGACCCAUGUCCGCUUGGAAAAUUAUGCUUUCGAAACACAGCAGAUAGCAACAGUGAUGAAUCGAUUUUACAAUUUGUUGAUACGGUACCUGUAUUUAUUAAAAAGAUGUACAAAAAGGUUACACGUAUAUCGAUUACGUGAUAGACAUGUAUAUAUGGGUAUCUUUCCUGGACAUCUACCCAAGUGUUCCAAUUUUAUUAUCCGAACAUUGUCAGUAUCAUAUAUUUUUUAUUUUCGUUUUCUGUUUAAAUUAUUUUUCGUAAUGUGACAAAUCGAGGUUGUACUAAGCACACGUGCGAUAUCUAAUCUUGUUAUAAGAAAAAGAUAAUGUAUAUUCUUUCAACCAGUGACACAAUAAUAAUGUUCAACGAGUACUGUAUCGAUUAUAAUAUUACUUUUACAAUUUGUUCAGGGUAUAUCGUUUGCAGUACAGUAUCAUUCCAAUCCCUGUACAUUACUGUACCCAUAUAUCAAGAUGAUAAACGAAUCUUCAUUUUUUAUACGACCUUUGAAUCUUAUCCUUCCAUGAAGGUUAGCAAGAUUUAGUUACAAUGUAAUAUAUACGAUAUAUUGCACUGAUUUACCGUAUAAUUAUAUCUACUAUCGGUUUUAAAUGAUUCAGCGAAAAACGUUGCAAUUGUUCGCGGUAUUGUAAGACAAACUGUACGAAUGCGUGAUGUUAAUAAAAGUUUUCCAUACGAA